AGUCCUAUUUUUUAUGACGUUUAACAAAUGUAAUUAGAUCAAGUAUAUACUAAGCGGAUUAAGCUCUCCUACAAAUAGCGUCGGAGAAUGUUGGCGCUUGGGUCAUUGUUCUCUUCUCUUGGACCUCUUGCAUCGUUAAGACGUGUCGCCUAUUCUUGAAAUAUUUUACACCUUUUUGAGCCUUCAAUUUCUAUGAUUUGCCUUUGUUGAGAACAUUGCCUGUAACUUAGAUGUAAACCGUAAGUGAUACAGCUGAGCGAUGUGGUGUCAACAAUAUCGGUGUUUUCUUCCAAUUCUAGGAAUCAUGACAUGCUUCAGCCUUUACAUGAUGACAUAUGUUGAUCUGCCUACGUAUAAGACUGUCUUAAGUAUAAAGAACUCUUUUAUGAUUACAAGAAAAAUCCUGGGCAUCAAUGAUCAGCGCAACGAAACUCAAAACAUAAUCAUUCCUGAAUUUAAAGACAUUAAGAACCAGCGACUCGAUGCGCCUUCUGUUUUCACAUGGGGAAGUGAUUUACACAGAAUGGGGCUAAUAGAUGUUAAGAAAAGUGUCUUUAAUCUUACACGCCAAGUUAUUCGACGAGGAGAAACAUUUAGCAUAAUUAUCAACGCGCAUGAUCAGUACGGUCGACAACGAGUGCGGGGUGGUGAUUUUUUGUUUGCAACUUUAAAUAGCACCGAUUCGAGUAUACCUGGAAAAGUAAUCGACUUUAAUAAUGGUACAUACGAAGUUAUUUUCUUUGCGGCUUGGACGGGCACCACAACGAUCAACAUUACACUUGUACAUACUUUUGAAGCAAUUCAUUUUUUAAAGACUGUUUUAUGGCCGAUGGAAAAGCGUGUAUUUUGGACAGGCACUUUUGCGCUCAACAACAUUUCUGAAUUAACACUGUGUGAAGUAAAAUCUGUUGGAACGUGGGACAACAAAUGCGAAUUCCCAGAGCCAGGCGCUCUCGGUGGAAACAUUUUACUUUGUGAGAAACCGAAAACUCUUCCAUGCUCUUCUCUUGUAGCAAUCACAUCGAAAGGCAGUGGUGUUGAUGUUAAAGCGGCCAUCUUCAAUAAACUUCGAGAGAAACAUGCUGAUAUAUUUUUGAAGAAUGCAAGCUAUGUACAAUUCACCAAUGGACCGAAACAGCUGAUAAUACAAGAAUCCGAAGUGAAGUGGAUACGUGAAGCCAAGAACAUCAGAGAUGUGAUAAGUAUACGUCCGUGUGGACCAGAUUUACCCCUACCACUAAGCGAUGGAUUUUGGUCCGGCAAAAAGUGGAAUUCAUUUGCAUGCGACACUAAGCGAUGGACUGCAGGUCAAAUUAGAAAAUGUUUACGUGGGAAACGUUUAUUUUUUACCGGGGAUUCAACAACAAGACAAUGGGGUGACGAACUGUUAAAUAUUCUCGGCCUUAAACCAACAACAUAUUCGCGAUAUUUUACUAAGUUGCAUAAUGGAAUAAUUAAUUUUCAAUUCAGGUUUCACAAAUAUUGGUUAGGUUCAGUCAAAGAAGGUGUUCAUGACGGUCAAUUCGAAUCUGAUUUACUUGAUAACCUUACGUCAUCUGAUUGUGAGUACAUAGUAGUCAUAAGUCCAUGGGCUCAUUACUGCCAAUGGACUCGUAUUUCAUUUACUGAGAGACUUCUUUAUAUCAAAAGUGCGAUUAAACGGUUUAGAGCCAGAUGUCCGGACGCCCCAGUCAUAAUCAAAACUUCACACCCACGAUUUCACGGCUAUGGUGGGAUUAUUCCAAUGUCCAGUGACGGUAUGCUUUUUGAAUUUCGUCGCAUGUUACAGGAAAUUUUUUCAGGAAUGGGUCUGCAUUUUAUUGAUAUAUGGGCAAUGAAUCUUGCGUAUCCUGUACCAAACGAGGUUCAUAUGCCAGUGCAAGUUAUCCACGAAGAACUUCAGAUGUUUUUCACGCAUGUUUGUAAUAGUUGAAAACCUGAAUUUUAUAAAUAGGCUUUUGUAUUUGUUUGUUUUGUAAUUGUUUAAAACAAAUUGUGAUUUCUAACAAAAAUUAUAACUUGUUUAUAUUAAUACCGGAUGUUUUGGGUGAAUAGUAUUAUAUUUUAUUAUUAUUAUUAUUAUUAUUUAUUAUUAAUAAUAAUAAUAAUAAUUGUGCUUGUAUAGCUCAUACUGCUAGAGCCUCUAUGCGCUGUCCAGAAAAUUACUGAAAAAGAGUGCAAUUAUUAGGAAAUUCAAAGUUAAAAAAAAAUUACCAGUGGA
Messenger RNA from Anneissia japonica, 2221 nucleotides. Its product is annotated as NXPE family member 1-like. The transcript is spliced from 5 exons. NCBI's taxonomy places the organism in Eukaryota, Metazoa, Echinodermata, Crinoidea, Comatulida, Comatulidae. The coding region runs from base 260 to 1933 and encodes 557 amino acids. The record is from RefSeq and is a predicted model, not a curated record.